This is a messenger RNA of Bombus huntii, 866 nucleotides long. Its product is annotated as glutathione S-transferase-like. Bases 109 to 561 code for a protein of 150 amino acids. The transcript has 3 exons. NCBI's taxonomy places the organism in Eukaryota, Metazoa, Arthropoda, Insecta, Hymenoptera, Apidae. Gene Ontology annotation, molecular function: glycine-tRNA ligase activity; ATP binding; glutathione transferase activity. The record is from RefSeq and is a predicted model, not a curated record. Gene Ontology annotation, cellular component: cytoplasm. Gene Ontology annotation, biological process: glutathione metabolic process; glycyl-tRNA aminoacylation.
ACCAAUCCGUUCUUCUUCAGCUAUGCUAGUAUUCCAUUUGAAGAUGAACGUAUCAAAAAGGACGUCUGGCCAGAAAUAAAGCCCUUGACUCCUUAUGGCCAGCUUCCUAUGCUCGUAGCUGAUAGAAGGAAGGUUGCUCAGUCUACAGCUAUUUGCCGUUACUUAGCCAAACAAUAUGACUUAGCUGGAAAGACUGACUGGGCAGAUCUUCAUAUUGAUGCCACUGUUGAUACUAUUCAUGAUAUUCGUCAUAAAAUUGCCGCCUUCCACUAUGAGGAGGACGAGAAGGUCAAAGCUGCAAAACGCAAGGCUGCUGAAGAGACGCUGCUGUUCAUUUUAGAACGUUUGGACCAGCAAGUGAAGGAAAAUGACGGCUACUUCUACGAUGGUACUCUCUCUUGGGCUGAUUUAACAUUCGUUGCUCUGCUCGAUUAUUUGAACUUUAUGUACAAGUCUGAUCUGAUCGAGAAUUACGAGAAUCUGAAGCUGCUGGAGAAAAAGGUCCUCCUUCUGCCCAAGAUCAAAAACUGGAUUGAGAGACGCCCAGUUAGCGAAUUCUAAACUUCACGAUUGCUUAUGGUUUUAUAAGCGUUUAAAGAUUGCGGUCUUAGUGUGUUGAGAGAAUGAAGAACGAAUCGUGUUGAUGGAAGUUUGUACGGAAUAUACUGAUUGCUUUUAACAUUCAUUAGUUCCAGUUAUUACCGAUAUUUUUGUCAUUUAGUUAGGGUUUUCCCUUUAGAUUACGUUGUGAUAGAGAACUAUUAUUUGUGUAUUCCUACAGAAACAUACGAACUAUAUAAACUGUUGACACGAUGUUGUGCUUUUGUAUUAUAGAGAUAAUAAUAAAACCAUCAAACAAUCAUUAA